AACUAUGCUAGUGUACUGUAGAUGCAGAGAGGUGUGUGUAGUGUAUUGUCAGCCGUACGUUACUGAGACACCGGCGUGGGAUCUAGAGGAUGAUUGACAGUUGCCUGUGCUGAGUCACACAGCAGAAUGUCUGGUGUGCCCUGCGGGGCAUUGCAACACCACACUGUGCCUGUAGCCUGUGCCAUCAUCUGUUCCUGGCUGUUGAUCCUGGUCCAUUCUGUCCUUUGCCAGAAACCUGCAAAGCUGCCUCUGGUGGGCCGCAAGCCUUUCCUGGCUGCCUGGAAUGCUCCGCUGGAUAUGUGUACAUUGAAGUACAAUAUUAACGUCAGCCUUGAUAUUUUCCACAUCAGCGGCAGUCCACGAGCCGUCCACACGGGCCAGAAUGUCACCAUCUUUUAUGCUAACCGUCUGGGCUACUACCCUUUCUAUAAUGAGCAAGGGGUUCCAAUCAAUGGAGGCCUACCUCAGAACACCAGUCUUGAAGCACAUCUUCGCAAAGCCCGAAAAGACAUAGCGCACUUCAUCCCUUCCGAAGACUUCCGUGGCCUGGCUGUAAUCGAUUGGGAGUUUUGGCGGCCACAGUGGGAUCGUAACUGGCACAAAAAAGACAUUUACCGGAAAAAUUCACGUGAACUGAUUGCACAGGCUUACCUUAAUGUGACAGAGGAACAGGUGGAGGAGCUGGCACGCUUGCGCUUUGAGAAAAGUGCCAUGGAAUACAUGCAGGGCACACUGCAGCUCGCUAUACAAACUCGUCCACAUGGACUUUGGGGUUUUUAUCUCUACCCUGACUGUCACAAUUACAACAUACAUGAACUCAACUACAGUGGCACAUGCCCUCAACGGGAGAGCGAACGUAACGACCAGCUGUUUUGGUUGUGGAACAGCAGCACUGCCCUUUUCCCGGCCCUUGCUAUACGUAAGGGCCACACAGACAGCGUUCGCAACCUGCACUUCUCGCAGAACAGGGUACUAGAGUCGCUGCGACUGGCCUCACUUACCUCACUUCCCUAUGAGCUGCCUACGUAUGUAUACACGCGGCUGGGGUAUAGAGAUGAUGCCAUGGCCUUCCUGACUCAAAAGGACUUGAUUCAUACAAUAGGAGAAAGCGCUGCUUUGGGAGCUGCAGGAUUUGUCAUUUGGGGGGAUCUUAACCUCACAUCCUCAAGGCACAACUGUUCCAAAGUGAAGGCAUUUAUGAACCACAGACUGGGUCAGUACAUCACUAAUGUUACCCGAGCAGCAGAAGUCUGUAGCGACUUCCUGUGUCAGUCCAAUGGACGCUGUGUCCGACGAGACCCACAGGCACCGCACUACCUACACCUGAGCCGCAGCAGCUAUCGGAUCCAGUCUAACCGGAAUGGCACAUUCACUGUAACUGGCUGGCACUCACAGCACGAGCUCCAGCUACUAGCCGACAGGUUCCGCUGCCACUGUUACCAGGGCUAUGGGGGAGACCGCUGUGAUAGCAUAGAACCAGAGGAGACAGAGGAGGAUAACAUGAUAAAAGAGGAUGUGGAUGGGGAGGUUCAAAAGGAACUGGAGGACCACGAACACAUAAGGGAUACUGCUGUGCCUUUACAAAAUGGCUUGAUUCUGUGUACUCUACUCCUCUUGUUGAACUUUGGUUUUAUUUAGAGGUGAAGUGUGUCAUUUCUGCACCACUUGCAUCAUCAGGUGGAAUUGCAAUAAGAACAAUAAUCAUUUUUAAAACACUCCCCUUGUCUCCCAUUGACUGAACAAACAGAUAGCCCCACCCCAGAGUCACAUGAAAUCACUGUUGUAUUGUGGGGUUGGUUAGAUUCAUAAGCAAACAGAGAUUUAAAAAAAAGGGCUACAGAGCUAAUGUUUACUAGUGGUUGAUGAAUAUAUUUGUUUUCAGAUACUUUUUAAAACCCUUUUUGCAAGGCGUUGCAGAUAUCUUUGGCCAAAGUAUUCUUAGAACAACUGCUGCUAUUACAUUUAAAUGUAUUUUAUACAAUAUUUACAAAAUUGUUAUUUGAAAAUGGAUAAAAAUGAAAUACAAAAUUUUAUUGAAGAUAAUACAUACUACUUUUUUACACAUACUUUAAGGAUACAUUUACCAGAUGUUUUUGUAUAAUAAUCAACUUACAAAUGAAGAUAAUAGAAACAAUUCAAAUAAACAAAAUAGUAGCAAUAUUAUGUGGUGCUGUGACAAUAUGGCAAGCUGUUUUGACAUUUAAUCAAUAGCUUGUACUAGUAUCUAUUUUCAUGUAACUAGUGCUUAUUUUUUAGAUACUAGUACCUAAUCUUUAGAUACUAGUGCUUAUUUAUUAUAUACUAGUGCUUAUUCGUUAGAUA
Molecule: messenger RNA, 2322 nt
Organism: Danio aesculapii
Lineage: Eukaryota; Metazoa; Chordata; Actinopteri; Cypriniformes; Danionidae
Gene: hyal4
Product: hyaluronidase-4
Exons: 4
Coding region: 127-1638 (503 amino acids)
Biological process (GO): hyaluronan catabolic process; carbohydrate metabolic process
Molecular function (GO): hyalurononglucosaminidase activity
Source: RefSeq, a predicted model, not a curated record